AUGGGUACGAGAAGGUGGACGAGAGCGAGAAAUGGAAGUGGCUGGCAGCCUUUUCCCUCGUCUUUCACCUGCCCAGCCUCUCCAUCUGCUCCCGCCCUUCAGCAAAAUCUCAGGGCUCUGAGGAGGUCAGCAGGAGUCUGGCCACCUCUUCGUGCGCCCCCAGGAGCCAGACUCCAGCUCGCAGGCAGUAGGCUGGCAUUUGGACGGUGUCUCCCGCUGGAACCCCACCCCUUCCCACCUCCUCGCCCCACUCCGCUCUCUCCCGAGCCGUCAGUCUCUCCAUUUCCCCCCUCCCGGUCUCGUCCUUCCUCCCGCCCCGCUCGCUCUCCCGCCCUUCGCUUUCAUCCUCCUAUCCCCACCUCUCCAACCUCCUCUUUCAUCCCCCUCCCCUCUCCUCUCCUCCCCGCUCCCGCCUGCCCCACCCCUGGGAAGCCCCUCCCGUCGGGCAGCGCCGCCUUAAAAGCGGGUUCCCUUCCCGGGGGCGGCAGCGGCUGGUCGGCGGCAGCUCUGCUGGUGCGGGGGCGGCGAGCAAGACCGAGCGACCGCGACCGGAGCUCGCCGGCCACCGCCCGCAUCGCCCUCCCGCCCGCCCUCCGGACGGCCGCAGCCCUGCGGGUCUCAGCUCGGGACCCACCCCCGCCCCACCCCGCGCGCCUCUGCCGCCUCUUGCAGCGAGCCAGCUCGCCGAGCGGCCGUCGCUGCCGCUGCCGCCGCCGCCACCGCGCCAAGUUCCGGCCGCGGCCACCCUCCGCCGUCCAGGGCCCCUCCGCCUCGGCCCCGGGACCCCGGCUCCCCGCCAGCCCCGGCCCCGGCACCAUGUCGGAGAAGAGCGUGGAGGCAGCGGCCGAGCUGAGCGCCAAGGACCUGAAGGAAAAGAAGGAGAAAGUGGAGGAGAAGGCCGGCCGGAAAGAACGAAAGAAAGAAGUAGUGGAGGAGGAGGAGAAUGGAGCUGAGGAGGAGGAAGAAGAAACUGCUGAGGACGGAGAGGACGAUGAUGAAGGGGAUGAAGAAGAUGAGGAAGAAGAGGAGGAGGAGGAUGAAGGCCCCGUGCGGAAGAGAACUGCUGAAGAGGAGGAUGAAGCUGAUCCCAAGAGGCAGAAGACAGAAAAUGGGGCUUCGGCAUGAGCCCCUGUCAGUGGGCUUGGGGAUGGGAGGCCCCUCAGGUCCUGGAGGCAGGGCAGGAACACACAAGUCCAGCCCGCCUUCUCCUGGCUCCCUGCUCUGGCCCUGCCCCAGAGCUGUGACCCUUGUCCUUCCACCCAGCCUCUCUUUUCCAUCUCUCCAGACACUGCUCCUCCACCCUCACUGCCGUCGGUCCAGCUCCUGACCCGCCUCAUCUGAGCUCCCCAGCCGGCCCUCACUUGCCCUUGCAUUCCUUGUUUUUCCCUGCCUUCCCACACCAUCCCAUCUGUUCCAGUCCUUGCGAAGCCUCUCCUCACUCUCUGCGCCCCCAGUCUCUCAGCCUGCCCUUCUCUCUCCUGCCUGACCCCUGGGUCUCCCUCAGAUUCCUUCCUCUCAGACAGCGCCAGGCCGGGGUGGGGCUGGGGUUGGGGCCAAGCCCCGAAGCUGCCCCCUCCCCUUUUUGUAUAAUUUAAUAAAGAAAUGGUCGCGCUUCUGUUUUUAA
Molecule: messenger RNA, 1624 nt
Organism: Psammomys obesus (fat sand rat)
Lineage: Eukaryota; Metazoa; Chordata; Mammalia; Rodentia; Muridae
Gene: Ptms
Product: parathymosin
Exons: 6
Coding region: 1-1125 (374 amino acids)
Biological process (GO): positive regulation of transcription by RNA polymerase II; negative regulation of apoptotic process
Cellular component (GO): nucleus
Molecular function (GO): histone binding
Source: RefSeq, a predicted model, not a curated record